Messenger RNA from Eucalyptus grandis, 1083 nucleotides. RefSeq names its product GDSL esterase/lipase At5g42170. Bases 1 to 1083 code for a protein of 360 amino acids. Gene Ontology annotation, cellular component: extracellular region. Gene Ontology annotation, molecular function: lipase activity. The transcript is spliced from 5 exons. The record is from RefSeq and is a predicted model, not a curated record. Lineage: Eukaryota; Viridiplantae; Streptophyta; Magnoliopsida; Myrtales; Myrtaceae. Gene Ontology annotation, biological process: lipid metabolic process.
AUGGUCCAAGUCUUGGUACAGUCUCUAAUGUACCUCUCUCUCUGCCUAAUGAUGCAAAUCUGCACACCACAAGCCAAGGUCGUGGUGCCCAAAAAUGCAACAAUCUCGGCCGUCUUCAUGUUUGGUGACUCCAUAGUGGAUACAGGCAACAACAACAACCUCAUUACACUGGUUAAGAGUAAUUUUCCUCCAUAUGGAAGGGAUUUCAUGGGAGGAAAACCGACCGGCAGGUUCAGCAACGGCAAGAUUCCCCCGGACUUCUUUGUGGAACAACUGGGGAUCAAAGAACUGUUGCCCGCAUUUCUUGACCCGAACCUGCAACUUCAAGACCUCAUCGGAGGCGUCAACUUUGCCUCUGCUGGCGCAGGAUUUGAUCCUCUGACAUCGGAACUUGUGUCUGCCAUACCAAUGUCUAAACAAUUACAACUCCUCGAUGAGUACAAAAUGAAGCUGAAGUGCUUUAUAGGAGAGGAGAGAGUGGAUUCUAUUGUUGCCAACGGCCUGUAUAUCGUGUCUGCAGGGAGCGACGACAUUGUGAAUACCUAUUUUCAUACCCCGACCCGGAUAUUUGACUACAGUGUUUUUUCUUACACAGAACUUUUGGUGCGUUUGGCUUCAUCAUUCUUGCAGGAACUCCACGCAAAGGGUGCUAGGAGGAUUGGCGUGUUCAGCUUGACUCCCCUUGGGUGCAUACCCUCAAUGAGAACUCUGGCCGGUGGAAUCAAGAGAAGAUGUGCAGAGAAUUACAAUCAAAUGGUUCAACUGCUUAACUCAAAGUUGUCAUCUGAGUUGCAUCGCCUCAACGAAGCCUUCCCUCAUGCCAGGAUGGUCCUUAUCGACAUUUACGGCCUUGUACUCGACAUCGUGAAGAGUCCUAGAAAAUAUGGGUUUGAAAUCUCAGACCGGGGGUGCUGCGGCUCGGGCCUAAUAGAGACUGGGUUCCUAUGCAACCAGUGGGAUUUCUUGACAUGCUCAAAUGUCUCAGAAUAUGUGUUCUGGGACAGCUAUCAUCCCACUGAAAAUGUCUACAAGGUCAUGGUCCAGGAGAAGUUGCGGAAGCUCCUGGUCGAGCUAUACUCAUGA